This is a messenger RNA of Miniopterus natalensis, 1422 nucleotides long. RefSeq names its product myelin protein zero like 2 (gene MPZL2). Gene Ontology annotation, cellular component: plasma membrane. The record is from RefSeq and is a predicted model, not a curated record. NCBI's taxonomy places the organism in Eukaryota, Metazoa, Chordata, Mammalia, Chiroptera, Miniopteridae. Gene Ontology annotation, biological process: cell-cell adhesion.
UUCCAGCAAAGCGCACCCGCCGAGCAGGGAUGAGUCACAGGCGCCCUCGCACGGAGUCCCUUAGGUGAGGGACUGCCUCGGCUCUGGGAACACGCAGGUGCUCGCGCUCGCUCCCAGAAGGGGCCCGGCAGGGCGCUGGAGCCCUCGGUCGGCCGGUCUGGUCUCGGGGGCCAGGGCUGGGUGUCCUCAUGUAUGGCAAGAGCCUUUCGCGUGCUGCGCUGCUCCUCCUUGGCAUUCAGCUCGCAGCUCUUCGGCCUAUUGCAGCUGUGGAGAUUUACACCUCCCGAGUGCUGGAGGCUGUUAACGGGACAGAUGUUCGAUUAAAAUGCACUUUUUCCAGCUUUGCCCCUGUGGGCGAUGCUCUGACAGUGACCUGGAAUUUCCGUCCCCAAGACGGGGGGUCUGAACAGUUUGUGUUCUACUACCACAUAGAUCCCUUCAAACCCAUGAGUGGGCGGUUCAAGGACCGGGUCGUCUGGGACGGGAACCCCGAGCGCUAUGAUGCCUCCAUCAUCCUCUGGAAGCUGCAGUUCGAUGACAAUGGGACAUACACCUGCCAGGUGAAGAACCCGCCUGAUGUGGAUGGGCUGAUAGGGGAGAUCCGGCUCAGCGUGGUGCAGACUGUGCGCUUCUCUGAGAUCUACUUCCUGGCUCUGGCCAUUGGCUUGGCCUGCGUACUGAUGGUCAUAAUAGUAAUUGUGGUGGUCCUCUUUCAGCAUUUCCGCAAAAGGCGAUGGGCCGAGAGAGCUCACAAAGUGGUGGAGAUAAAAUCAAAAGAAGAAGAAAGACUCAACCAAGAGAAAAAGGUUGCUGACUAUUUAGAAGACACAGACUGACAUUCUUAGAUGGAAGCUGAAGAUUUCCAAGAAGCCUAGGAUAAGUUGAAGUCAACGGAAGCGUUUCUUUGGCUCUUUUCAGUUGUGACCUGUCUUCCAACCAGCCCUGCAGUACAUAACCACCAAAAAUAAGCAAUAUCCCUCUGGGGCCAGCACAGGGCCCUCCUUGAGCAGAUACCACCAGAAAACACAGCCCCAUUACUAAGGAUUCAUUUACUUAUAGAAUGCAAAUAUUUUUCAAAUUUAGAGUGCAAAUAAUUUCAAAUGAGCUUUUGUAUACUAUGAAGCAACAUUUUUGUCCUUAAAUAUCCCUUUGUGAAUGACUUAUAUACAUUAUUGGCAGCAAAUGGGAUGAAGUCCACUUGUCUAUCACAACAUUUCCUUUAACAUAUUAGUUUUUUUAGAGCCACACUCUUGCUACUACAGGUAAUGUGUUUACUUUUCCCUUCUCACACGGCUAAUUCUACCAGCUGUUUUUGAUGAACAGGAAAUCCUGUACUUAAACUGUUCAAGAGCAGUUUGAUUUUUAUGGCUCUCCUUAAAUCUGGGACACAACUUAUUUUAUUAAAUUUCUUUCAAUAUCCUA